Molecule: messenger RNA, 780 nt
Organism: Saprolegnia diclina VS20
Lineage: Eukaryota; Oomycota; Saprolegniomycetes; Saprolegniales; Saprolegniaceae
Exons: 1
Coding region: 46-696 (216 amino acids)
Source: RefSeq, a predicted model, not a curated record
GCAAGCUUUCAUUCUUUUUGUCGGAUUCGAACACGCCAAGAUCGCAUGACCUGCCGCGAGUGCUUGGAAGAGACGUGCUCGGGCGCUGCGCUCUUUCUCUGCAAUGGCAUCGACUUGGCCUGCGGCCUCACGCUCGUAGCCUACGGUGCCUACCUCGGAAUCAACCACUUUGCGCCGACGUGGCUCUUUGCCCCGAUCUUGGGCCUCGGCGGGAUGCUCGUGUUCACGUCGCUGCUGAGCUGGUGUGGCUCGUCGUGCCGGUCGUGCACGAGCCUGUUGCUGAUUUCAUCGUGGCUCCUUACGCUUGUCGCGCUGCUCGAGCUCGUCAUGGCCAUCGUCAUCAUGACGCAAGGCGACGCGAUCACGGAUUUUCUCAAGCAGCACCAGGCGGAGCUCCACCUCACAGACGACGAACUCGCACUCCUCGAGUCGCACAAGUUUGUACCCGCGUACAUUCUCUUUGGCUUGUUUGGGAUGGAGCUUUUGCGCUUCUGCUGCAGCUCGUGCCUUCGCCGGUCGCGCCUCGAAAACAAGUAUGCGCGCAUGAACCUCAAGAACCUUCGGGGCAUGGAAGAUAACCUCGUGCAGACAAAGAAGGAGCGCGAGGUCUCAGCCAAGUACCAAGCGCUCAAGGACAAGUAUCGCUCCAAGUAUACUGGCGAGAACGACCAAGCGAGCAGUUUGCUCCUUGGCUAGGCGUCCUGCGAUUGCAUAGGAAUCCGCCUGCAAUAAGUACUGAUUCUUUCGUGGCCUGAGAAUUUAAGAUGGCCAUCAACUGCA